This is a messenger RNA of Aspergillus steynii IBT 23096, 1525 nucleotides long. Its product is annotated as putative zinc-containing alcohol dehydrogenase. Gene Ontology annotation, molecular function: zinc ion binding; oxidoreductase activity. The transcript has 3 exons. NCBI's taxonomy places the organism in Eukaryota, Fungi, Ascomycota, Eurotiomycetes, Eurotiales, Aspergillaceae. The record is from RefSeq and is a predicted model, not a curated record. Bases 220 to 1344 code for a protein of 374 amino acids.
AAAUACCCUCGAGCGCCUAUUGGUCAUCGAGCAUCGCCACCACGGAUCGCGAGUCGCGCCAGUGGAAACGACAAUGCAAGCUGCAUGUCAGAGUCGCAUCCGGUGCACUCCAACGAACAGGGGAUAUGGAGGACCCGGCCAUACUUAACAUCUCGCGAUGCCCCCUGGUUUUGAAUCGCUCCCUCAACCACUCCCAUUCAUCAAUCAACGUUGCCAAACAUGAAGGCUGUCGUAUAUCAAAAGCCUGGCUCCUUUGUCAUCGAGGAUCGGCCCAUGCCCACGAUUCUGCAACCCGGCGAUGCCAUUGUGAAACUCGUCUGGACCACCAUUUGCGGAACCGACCUGCACAUCCUCCAGGGCCAUGUUCCGUCCUGCACGCCCGGCCGUAUUUUGGGCCACGAAGGCGUAGGCAUUGUCGUGACGGUCGGCGCAGGCGUCAGCGGGCCGCGAGUUGGGGACCGAGUGCUGAUUUCAUGUAUCUCGGCCUGUGGAAUGUGUGCGCCGUGUCGCAAGGGGAUGACUUCACACUGCUCAACGGGUGGCUGGAUUCUAGGCAACGAAAUCGAUGGUACGCAGGCCGAGUACGUUCGCGUACCGCAUGCCAGCUUCUCUCUCCAUAUUCUACCUGCCAGCAUUCCCAGCGACCUCGCGGUCACCUUCUCCGAUAUCCUCCCCACGGCCUAUGAGUGUGGAGUGCUCAACGCUGCCAUGCAGCCCGGAUCCUCGCUCGCUAUCGUUGGGCCCGGGCCUAUAGGUCUGGCUGCGUUGAUGUUGGUCCAAAGGCUUUUCGGCCCGUCGCAAGUGGUGGUAAUCGGCCGAGGCGAGUCGCGUCUGCGCAUCGCCAAAAGCCUCGGGGCAGCUCACACUUUCAGCUCACGAGAAGGGUUGGAAGAGGCAGUCCGGGCGGCGAUCGGCGUUAAUGGUGGGGCUGGGUACGAUGCCGUGAUCGAGGCUGUUGGGACGAAGGAGAGCUUCGACUUGGCACAGAUGCUGGUUGGGCCGGGUGGUACGAUUGCCAGCCUGGGGGUAUUUGGCAGUAAAUGUGAUCUUCAUCUCGACCGGUUGUGGAAUCGAAAUAUCUGCCUGCGCACGCGCUUGGUGGAUGCCGUUUCAACGCCAGAUCUGAUAAAGAUGGCAGAGUCACAGAUGGUCCAUCCGGAGGUUCUGAUCUCGCACCGAUUCUCGUUUGAGGACAUGAUGCAGGCGUAUGAGACGUUCCAGGCGGCAUCCCAGCGGGAUGCUCUUAAGGUGGUGAUCUCUGUCGGGGCUGAAACUAGUGGCGUGGAGGAUAAGAAACUCGGGGUAUCUUCGUGGGAGCAUGAUAUAUUGUCAAAGGGACCCUAGCCCCUGGGACCAAAACCUCGCUCGGUACACUUCUAGAGUAGCCGGAAACAAGUAGUUUGCGAAAGUCCGAAAUCCUCCGCCUGGAGUGGAGCGGUUCGCGGUGGAGGACACGAGAGGCACUCGUUCUUGUUCCUAAACAAUGCUCCUCAGGCCCUUCGUUCCUGCCGUGGUUUUCAUUUUU